Molecule: messenger RNA, 1190 nt
Organism: Raphanus sativus (radish)
Lineage: Eukaryota; Viridiplantae; Streptophyta; Magnoliopsida; Brassicales; Brassicaceae
Exons: 5
Coding region: 447-1190 (247 amino acids)
Source: RefSeq, a predicted model, not a curated record
UUAUUAUCAAAGUUUUGGAUUUGAUCAGUAAGAAACUUGUUUUUAAACCCUAAACCCUAAGUCGUCGGAAUUCGGUCAGAAUAUACCGAUGGAAUUCCGACGACCUGCCCCAUUCCGACGGAUCUAUGUUCGUCGGAAUUCCGUCGGUUUGUUAGUUUCCCGAAAUUACAAACCGCGUGAAAAUUUCGAGUGGACCGCGUGAAUAUUUCAUUAAACCGCGCAUUUAAUAUUUUAUUCUUUUUCCGACGACAUACCGACGGACACGGGUCCGUCGGUUCCUUUAAAUAAAAACCAAUCCUUCUUCCUUCUUCACCAUUUUCGCCUCUCUCUCUCUAAAUCUUCUCCGUUUUCUCUCUCUUCUCCGGCGAUUCUCACCGCGAAUCCGGCGUCCCCACCUCCGUGAAUCCAUCCCACCGGCGUCCCCACCUCCGUGAAUCCAUCCCACCAUGUCUGAUGAUUCGAGUGUUCGUCGGCGUGUCCGACCUCGUCGUUCCGCACCCCGUGGCCGAGCUAGUUCGGUGAGCAGUUCCCGUGCAUCGGGUUCGUCGUCUCACGAACAAAACUCGGUUCCUUUCGCUCCGGCUCCCGCUCCGGCUCCCGCUCCAGCUCCUGCAGCCGCUCCACAUGACCCGGGGGUCAUGCCAGUUGAAAUAUUGGUUCAACAACCAGGUCGAGAGCAUCUCCCGGUUCUCGAACAAUACCCACGAAUGGGACACUCGACUUGGUUCAACAAGUCGACCAGUGGGAUUAGCGGGAGCAUCACCCAGAUGAUGUAUUCGAUGCUCCAGACGGGAUAUGACAAGUGGACUUCGAUCCCUUCCGCGGAACGCGAGCUGUGGUUUCGUCAGUUCGCGCAAGAAUUUACUUGGGACUCCGGCCUGACGGAAACAGUCCGUCAGGCAUUCAGCCGCAAAGCCCAGACCGUCUACACGAAGCAGAUCUACGAGUGGAAGCAAGUAUGGCUGGAUGAGAGGAAGCCCCGGUUACUUAGCGGGACGGUGUGGACCCAAUUGAUCCAGCACUGGGAGAAGGAAAGAGACUAUAGAGAAGUCUCUACAGAACUCCGCCAACCGGAACAGCGAUCGUGGCGGGAAAGAUUCAAGGAAACGAUGGUUAAUCCCGUCGAUCAUCUCGUCGUCAUUAAGGAGGCGUACACCAACAAAGGACGGGUGAAAUUCAGGAUCCGGUGA